Molecule: messenger RNA, 1299 nt
Organism: Falco peregrinus (peregrine falcon)
Lineage: Eukaryota; Metazoa; Chordata; Aves; Falconiformes; Falconidae
Gene: SNRNP35
Product: small nuclear ribonucleoprotein U11/U12 subunit 35
Exons: 2
Coding region: 266-1057 (263 amino acids)
Biological process (GO): mRNA splicing, via spliceosome
Cellular component (GO): U12-type spliceosomal complex; precatalytic spliceosome
Molecular function (GO): mRNA binding; snRNA binding
Source: RefSeq, a predicted model, not a curated record
CCGGGCUGGAGGUGGCUGCCGGCGCCUGCCGCCGAGCCCUUGUCUUGGCCCGGGCUGGACAGCCGGCCCUGGGCUGGGCGGGAGGGCGGUGCACCGGCUGCUCCCCAGCUCCGCGUUCGCCGGGCGCCGUGGUGGCAGUGGGGCGGUGGGGCGCGGGGGAAGGGGUUAAAAUAAACGGCGGCCGGGCCCGGCCCACUGCGCUGCCGCGGCCUGGCGCUGCCGCCGGGAAGGGCCGCCAUCGCGCCGUGCCGGCCGGGCUGAGACAAUGACUGACUGGGCCCCCAUAGCAAAGGAGUAUGACCCCCUCAAGGCUGGGAGCAUUGAUGGCACAGAUGAAGAGCCCCACGACCGUGCCAUAUGGAGGGCUAUGUUGGCACGCUAUGUACCCAACAAGGGAGUUACAGGAGAUCCUCACCUCACUCUGUUUGUGGCAAGGCUCAAUCUUCAGACCACAGAAGAGAAGUUAAAGGAGGUCUUUUCCCGAUACGGAGACAUCAGAAAGAUCCGUCUGGUCCGAGACCUGGUCACGGGAUUUUCCAAGGGUUAUGCAUUUAUUGAGUACAAAGAGGAGCGUGCUCUUUUGAAGGCCCACAGAGACGCCAACAGGCUGGUCAUUGAUCAACAUGAGAUCUUUGUAGACUUUGAACUGGAAAGAACUCUCAAAGGAUGGAUUCCUCGGAGGCUUGGAGGUGGUUUUGGAGGCAAAAAAGAAUCUGGGCAGCUACGGUUCGGAGGACGGGACAGACCUUUCCGAAAGCCCAUCAAUUUGCCAAACAUGAAAAAUGAUUUCUAUGGAGAAGGAUCAGCAGAGAGAAGAAGCUGGUCUCGGGAGGGAACGAGGGACUGGAGAACAAGGGACCGAGACCAUGAAAGGAGCAGAGACAAGCGAUGGCCAGAAAGGGAGCGGUUGUGGACUUGGGGUGAAAGUGAGAGGGACUCCAAAGAGGAGAGGAGCAGAGGGAGGGAGAGGAAAAACAGAGACAGGAAGGACACGGAUAGAGACCGGAGCAGGGAAAGAGACACCAGAAAACCAAGAGAUGAUGAUAAGCAUCGAUAGGUGACAGUGCCUUGUCAAUGGGGGUGUGUUACCUAUUCUUACAUCUACAAUGUUUUGGUUGUAGAUGCUGCCUUCAGCUUGGGGCUGUGAGUGGCAUUCCCAGAACAAGCUGUGUUGUUCCUGCCUUGUGCCUCUGACUCUUGCCUGCUAGAAGCUUGCUGUAGUUCGGUCACUAAUGCAGCUAAGAUAAUGUGCUGAAUUGUUCCUCAGAGAAAAUAAACUUUUGUAUUAAUAUUUAUGAA